GGUUGCUGCUGGCCUUCCUAGAUCUUCUACAGUGAAAUUCUCUGAGUCAGAUGACAGCAAUGCUGUAUCCUUGGACUGAGGAGGAGUGUGCACUGGUCCCACAGGGUGAUCUGACAGCAGCACUUUUAGGGCUGCCCCUGCAUGUCCUUUUCCUUCAAGUUUGGAACCCUCCCUUCCAUCACCUGAAUCUGACUCCUGGCCUGUGACAUGCUGGAUAUAUAUUAUUUGUGAUGUCUAUUAAGUACACUCUUGAAGUGUACUUACAUUUUUGUGGAGAAGCUAUAAUGGAAACAUAGAUGGUCAUUCUUAAUUAAUCACAUUUAACUUCAUUUUUGAUAUUUUACACAAACUGUGGCCCAUAGUACACAUAACCAGUGUGUUAGUGCCAUAAUAAAUUCAUUUUUAAGAUGCCAGCCAUCUCUCUUACUUUGUUUCUCUUCCUCCCACUUUCUGCCUCAGAAUAACACCUCUGUUUAUCUGGAACCGUAGGAUAAAAACAAAAACAAAGAGUGAGAGACAGAAUUACUUUUUUUUAAGGUCUGGGGGGAAAAUGAGUCCAAUGAAAGAGAAAAAUGUCACCAUAAUAUUCAAGGAGUUUGUAUUUGUAGGUUUAACAAACAAUCCUCUACUGCAGAUUGUCCUCAUUGUAGUCUUCUUAGCUUUUUAUACUGCUACUUUGGUGGGAAAUCUGGGAAUGGUUGCCUUAAUAAGGGCCAGCCCUUGUCUCCACACUCCAAUGUACUUCUUUCUCGGCAACCUCUCUCUCCUGGAUGCAUGCUUCUCUUCUGUAGUUGCCCCUCAGACAUUAGUGAAUCUCUUAUCACAUAAGAAGGCCAUUUCCCUCACUAGGUGUGCAUUGCAAAUGUACUUUGUAAUAGGCCUGGGGAGCACAGAGUGCUUUCUCUUGGCUGCAAUGGCAUAUGAUCGCUAUGUGGCUAUCUGUAAGCCACUGCUGUACCCAGUCCGCAUGUGUCCUAGAGUCUGCAUUCUUUUGGUGGUAGGGUCAUAUGUUCUUGGGCUUCUGCAUUCUCUCCUUCAUACAGUUUUCACCUUCAGGCUGUCAUUCUGUCAAUCUAAUAAGAUCAAACAUGUAUAUUGUGACAUCACUGCACUUCUAUCACUUUCUUGUUCUGAUACCAACAUCAAUGAACUCCUGAUUUUUUAUGAGGCUGGUCUUGUAGAAGUAACCACCAUCCUGAGUGUUGUGGUUUCUUAUAUGUAUAUUCUCACCAAUAUUGUGAGGAUCACCUCAAGUGCAGGCAGAGUCAAGGCCUUCUCCACUUGUACCUCACACCUCACUGCAGUUACUAUUUUCCAUGGGGCAAUUCUUAUUUUGCAUUUCCGACCAAACUCUAGCAGUGGAUCUUUUGUUCAAGAUGUGAGUGACAAAAUCCUUGCUGUGUUCUACACAAUUGUCAUUCCCUUGCUGAAUCCCUUGAUAUACAGCCUGAGAAAUAAGGAGGUUAAGGAUGCCUUAGGAGGCAUUCAGAGGAAGGUAUGUGACAAAAUGAAUGGCUAG
This is a messenger RNA of Rhineura floridana, 1519 nucleotides long. Its product is annotated as olfactory receptor 5T7-like. Bases 551 to 1519 code for a protein of 322 amino acids. Gene Ontology annotation, cellular component: membrane. Gene Ontology annotation, biological process: G protein-coupled receptor signaling pathway; sensory perception of smell. The record is from RefSeq and is a predicted model, not a curated record. Gene Ontology annotation, molecular function: G protein-coupled receptor activity; olfactory receptor activity; odorant binding. The transcript is spliced from 2 exons. Lineage: Eukaryota; Metazoa; Chordata; Lepidosauria; Squamata; Rhineuridae.